Molecule: messenger RNA, 1722 nt
Organism: Yarrowia lipolytica CLIB122
Lineage: Eukaryota; Fungi; Ascomycota; Dipodascomycetes; Dipodascales
Biological process (GO): xanthine transport; transmembrane transport
Cellular component (GO): fungal-type vacuole; plasma membrane
Molecular function (GO): xanthine transmembrane transporter activity
Source: RefSeq, a predicted model, not a curated record
AUGGCCCGAAUCAUCAAACACAAGCUCACCACUCGAGAAGGACUCAUUGGAGACUACGACUACGCAUUUCUCUUCACCCCCAAGAUCCCCUUCAUGAAGAAACGAGAAGACGAACCCUCGACCUUUUUCCCUCUCAACUCGUCACUUCCUCUCUUCCUAGCAAUUCUGCUGGGAUUCCAGCAUUCUCUGGCCAUGGUGGCUGGAGUCGUCACACCUCCUCUGAUCAUGGGUGGUUCUGCCAACUUUGGACCUGAUCUCAGCCAGUACCUCGUCUCUGCAUGCCUCAUUGGCUCUGGAAUUCUGUCGCUCAUCCAUAUUAUUCGAUUCAAAAUUCCCAAAACUAAUAUCUACAUUGGAACCGGCCUGAUUUCCGUGGUUGGAACCUCAUUCGCUACCAUCAACGUCUUCACCAGUUCACUGCCCAUUAUGUACCGAUCAGGUAUUUGUCAGACAGCUGCUGACGGAACUCCUCUUCCCUGUCCUGAUGGCUACGGUCGUCUCAUUGCUACUGCCAUGGUCUGCGCGCUUCUGGAAGUCGUGCUUUCAUUCCUGCCUGCUAAGGUCCUCAAGAAGGUCUUCCCUCCCAUCGUCACCGGCCCUGUAGUGCUUCUCAUUGGUGUCGAGCUUGUAUCUUCCGGUUUCAAGGACUGGGCUGGAGGAUCUGGCCCCUGCUACGGACGACCUACUUCUGGAGACUUCAUGAUGUGUCCUGCCAACGGUGCUCCGAUGGCCGCUCCCUGGGGCUCAGCCCAGUUCAUCGGUCUUGGAUUCCUCGUCUUCAUCUCUAUUCUCUUCUGUGAAAAGUGGGGAGCUCCCAUCAUGAAGUCCUGCUCGGUUGUCAUUGGUCUGCUGGUCGGAUGUAUUGUGGCUGCUGCUUGUGGAUACUUUGAUGGAACCAACAUCGAUGCUGCUCCUGUCGGAACCUUCCUGUGGACCCACACCUUCAAGCUCAAGAUCUACGGACCAGCAGUACUUCCUAUGCUUGCUGUCUAUCUAGUGCUGAUGAUGGAGUCCAUUGGUGACAUUACCGCCACAUGUGACGUAUCUCGACAAGCCGUUGAGGGCCCCGAGUACGAGUCUCGAAUCAAGGGAGGCAUUCUUGGUGAUGGUAUCAUUGGUAUCCUUGCCGGAGCCUUCACUCUUACUCCCAUGUCUACGUUUGCUCAGAACAACGGUGUUAUUGCUCUCACCAAGUGUGCCAACAGACAGGCUGGAGCCUGGGCCUGUUUCUUUAUGCUCAUCAUGGGUAUUUUCGCCAAGUUUGCUGCUGCUAUUGUGGCCAUCCCCAAGCCUGUUCUGGGAGGCAUGACCACCUUUCUCUUCUCUUCUGUCUGCGUCUCUGGUAUUGCCAUUAUAACCCGAGCCGGCAAGAUCCAGCGACGAGAGCGACUGAUUCUGACAGCCUCUCUGGUCAUGGGUCUUGGUGCUACCAUGGUCCCCGAUUGGUUCACUUACGUAUUCACCUACAAGGGCGACAACCACUCUCUUCGGGGCUUCUACGAUGCUAUCGAGCUAGUUAUGACCAAUGGUUUCGCAAUUGCCGGAUUUGUUGGUAUUGCUUGCAACCUCAUCUUGGCUGAGGAGGAGAACGUUGACGAUGAACAGGAAAUGCAGGUGGUCGAGAUUGACGCUGCUGAGGAGGAGAACUCUAGCUCCGAUGAUAUGAUGGUUCCUGAGGCCAAGCGAGCCUCCGAGGACCACAAGCGAGUGGACAUGGUUUAG